Leptopilina boulardi is the source of this 14632-nucleotide messenger RNA. Its product is annotated as titin homolog. Gene Ontology annotation, cellular component: cytosol; membrane. Bases 653 to 13021 code for a protein of 4122 amino acids. The transcript has 13 exons. NCBI's taxonomy places the organism in Eukaryota, Metazoa, Arthropoda, Insecta, Hymenoptera, Figitidae. The record is from RefSeq and is a predicted model, not a curated record. Gene Ontology annotation, molecular function: RNA binding; SH3 domain binding.
GUUUUUCGCUGCUAACAGGAUUGAUCACAUGUGCGAAAAUAAUAAUUAUUAAAUCGAUUAUAAAACCGUAUAUUAAAACGGCCAAUUUAUUAUUUUGUACAUAAUUGAUAAAUUUAAUUAUAUUAUUACCUGAUAUUGGUGUAUAAUUAAAGUAUUGUUGAAUUGAAAUGAAAGUAACAAGCUAACCUCUCUGUGAUGUCUUGAUUUGUUAGGUUAUUAUAAUAUAAUAGUGAAAUCAUCAGUUCUGGAGCAUUUAUAAUUGUGUCAUAACAAAAUCGAAGAAUUUGAGUUCAACAAAAAACAAAAAAAAGUAGUGUAUGUGUGAAUAUUUUUUCAUAAAAAUGAUUAUAAAGGAUUAUCGGAUUAUCAAUGGAUAAAUGAUUAACAAAAUUUCAAAUUUAAAAGAAAAUUUUUUUUUUUCUUCUAAAUAUUUAUUUUACAUCAAUUGCUUCCGAGCUGCUCCAAAAUAACAGCGGACAAUAAUGAUAACAGUGCUCACGCAAUAUGGCGAUCUGCUCGUGAAAACACGUUCGUUUUGCGCAGUAAAACGUAUUUUAUCGUUUUAGUCAAGAGAAGGAAGUAAAUAUUAAGCAUCCCUUAUGUAGUCGAUGAGGCUCAGGUUAGGGACAAACUGUGCAUUGAACAGAGUGUGAUGAGUAACAGUGGUUUUCGAGGAAGAGGCUUCGGACCGCGAAGUAAUCGUCCACAAAAACCACAUGGUGGUUUUAAUGGUCCACAUCCAAAUUUCACACAAAAUCGACGAUCAAAUCAAAAUCAUCAAAAUUUUAAUUUAAAUCAGAAUUUUGGAUCAAAUCGAAGACAAGGUCGAUCACCAGGCGGUGGUGGACAAGAUGGUUGGCGGGAUAAUUCCGAAAGAUUUAAUCGACAUUCAAAUAAUGGACCACAAUUUCAGGGACAUAAUAUUGGACACAAUCAGGGACACCAAAGACAUUUCUAUAAUAAUGGACCGGGAAAUUUUCACGGUGGUUUCCGACCGGUACGAUUUCCGGGUCCCCAUGGUAGGGGACCAAUUAGAGAUAAUGAACGAAUUAAUCCACAGCGACUUCAACAGCAGCAGCAGCAACAACAACAACAACAACAACAACAACAAUUACAGCAACAUAGAUAUAUUCGCGAUGGUGAGAAAAGAAAUUUUUUUGAUGAUUAUCAGGAACCGCAUUUGGGUUCAGAGGAGGAACGACAACAGAAAAUAUCCAAGACGGUGGAUAAAUUAAAACAAACAUUAUCAUCAUUUACUGAGGAGGAUAGUAUUAAUUUUUGGGAGGAUAAUUUUUCACCACAAUCUAUUGGAUCUGAUGAUCCAUCAACAUCACAAAAAGGUAUACCAGAACUCAGGCACGGUCCACCUGAAUUAGAUUUAACGUUUAAUGAUUUUAAAGUCAUUGGACGUGUUGAUUUGGAUACAUCAACAUUAAGGAAUGAUACAAAUAUCAUUGGAAACGAACAGGAUAAUACUGUAUUCAAUGGCACGAAUGAGAAACCAAAAUUGUCGAGGCAAGGCUCAAAAGAUGGUGAUCCAUUUGGAGAAGAUUGUUUAUAUUUGGAUGAUCCGCAAGAGGAAGCAUUUAUUGCUCAACUCGAUACAAGAAUUGCAAAUUGUGAUGUGAAUUUUUCACAACCAACAACAUCGAAUGUCAAUGAUGUUACUGAAUUUACAACACAAGAUCAAGUUGAUAAUCAAUCAGUUGAAUUUCUCGCAAGUGGAAAAAUAAUGUCCGAAUUUCAAAUUGAAGAAAGAAACGAUUUAUUGUGUGAGAAUAGUGAAAAUUUACAAUUUGACAUUGAUCCUCCAUUCGCUGAAAAUGUCACCGAUCCAGUACAAAGUGAAUUAUCAAAUUUUAAUAAUGGCACAUUAUUUGAUCAAACAAUUGAAGCGAAUUUUGAAGAAACAACAGAUAAUGAAGUUGUAACAUCUGUUGAUUUUGAAAAUGAAACUGUAAUCGAUAAUGAUUUACAGGAGUCGAAUUUUCGAUUUGAAAAAACAAAUUCAAAUCAAGAAGAGAUUCAAUUGCAGGAUGAUUAUGCUGAUGAUAAUGAUUUUGUCGGCAAUCGUCAACAAUCUGAUGUUCAACUCUUCACUGCCUUUAAAUCGACCGAGCCGCCAAAGGAAAUUCUUCAAGAGGAAUCACAAAGUUCAAAUUUCGAACAACAGGACGUUAAUACAAGGCUAUCGGUUGAUAUUGAACCAUCGACAGAUAUUCUUCAAAAUCAAAGUGAAUUACAAGAUUUACAAUCUGCAUUUGAUCAAAGUCAAGGGCAGGUGCAAAUUUUCGAUUCAAUUGAAGCAUUACCCGAAUUAUCGCAACAGGAAUCGAAUUUAUUUUUCGAGCAAUUAGAUCAAAUGGAGGGUAAUUUCCCUCAACCGGAUCAAGAUUCAACAUGUAAAGAAGAUAAUAAAGUCCCUGAUGAUAAUGAUGAAUUAAGUAAUCAAUCAAAAGAGAAAACAUUUGUCAAUAAUAUUCCAGAAGUUCAAUCUGGUGAUGAGACACAAAAUUCCCUAUUUGAUUCGAGCCGCGAACAAAAUGAAUCAUCCGAAACCCAAGUACCUCUAGAACCACCACCAAUUUUUGAAUUACAGGAAUUAAUGCAUCAAUAUGAUUCCCCGGAUUCUUCGGAUUCAUUUAAAACACACAAAAAACCACUUGAACCGCCACCAAUGUUCGAUCCAAUGGAAGCAUUUCCCGAUCUUCUUGAUGAAUCAAAUGAGCCAUUUGAAACACAGCAAAAUCAAGAAAAACCCCUUGAACCACCGCCAAUGUUUGAAUUUAUUCAAGAAUGUGAUACUAAACCAAUUGUGAAUAUAAAAAAAUCCAAAAAGCUCGAUCAUCGGGAAGAACAUUCAAAUUCAUCAUUUGAUAUGAAACAAAAUAAUGAUAUUCUUCAACCACCACCGGCAUUUGAUCCACGUGGACCACCGCCAACUGUAACAAUUAUCGAGGAAAAAGGAUUUAAAUCCCAUAAUUUUGAAGAUGUGAUACAACCACCAAAAGUAUUUGAUCCAAGACUCUCGUCACAACAAAGAAUGGAUUUUGUUGCAACAAAUGAAAUUGUCCCACCCACAUGGCCCUCUGGUAUUACAGAUUAUACAAAUUAUGUUCCAUCAAUGCACGUACCGCCAAUGGCACAACCCGCUGGAUUUAUUCCACCAUUCACUAUUCCAUCAGUAAUUCCAACAAUGCCACCAACACUUCCCGAUUAUCCACCACCAUUACCACAAGAUCAUCAAGCACCACCUCCAUUACCCGUUGAACCACCCAAUAUUCCCGAAUCAUUAUCAAUGCUCAACAUGGAGGAUGAACUCGAAGAAAUGCAAGAAGCAAUGGAAUUUGCCAAACAAUUAAUGAACAUGACAGAGAGUAAUGGUGAGAAAAAUACCGAUAUUGAUAUUGAAAUAAAACGUGAAAAAAAAUCGAAAAAAUCAAAAAAUGAUAAAAAAGAUUCAACAAAUAAAGAAUCGAAAAAAGAGGAGAAAAGAAAAAAAAUUGAAUAUGGACCAGCGCCAUUAAUUGAUUUACCACCGAAUGAUACAAAUGAGGAAGAAUCACGUUUACAAGAACCAGAAAUUGAAGACGAUGGUCAAGUAGCCGAUGAUCAAAUGAGACCAAAAGUUGUUUUUAAUUUAAAUAAAAUUAAACGAAUACAUAAAGUUGAUGAAUGGCAACAACAAUUGCAAGCCGAUGAAAAUGAAGAUUUACGAACAAGAAAGAAAAAAUUAAAGGAAAAAGAAAUAUUACAAGAAACAAAUGAAACAAAUGAUAAAGACGAUGAGAAACGUAAAAGAAGACGUUCAAAGGAUAAUAAUAAUAAAAAAGAAGAGAAACCAUCAACAUCUUAUGAAAAGGAACAACAAAAGAAAUCAGGUAAAAAAGAAACGGCUGCCAAUCAAGAAAUAUGGCGUAAUCGUGUGAUUAAUCAAUUUUUAAAAAUGAGUAAAAAUGAUAUUAAUAAUAUGAUUAAUAAUACAAGUUUGAGACGUUUUGAUAUGGCAAUGAAACAAUUGGUAAAGGAACGUAAAACAUCAUUGUCACAAGAAAUGAGAAUAUCAGAAGAGGAAAAAGUUCAAAAUUAUGAUGGUGAUCAAUUUAUGACACAAUUAAGCGCAAUGCUUGAUCCUGGUGUACGUGAAUCGGUUGAUAUUACAAAUUUACCAACUGAAUUUAUUCAACAUUUAAGCGCUGUUUUACAUUUGGAUCCAAUGCCUGGUGGUGAGGAUGGUGAAAUUGAAAUGAUGAAUUCAGAGGAUUUUCUACAACAAAUGGUACUUGCCAAUAAAAAACAUCAACAGGAACAACAAAUUAUUUCUGAGGAUGAAUAUACACAUUUACCAAAACAAACAUCACCGCAAACUUCAAUUACUAUUCAACCAGUUGUUGAAAAAAAGAGAAAUCGUCAUCAUGAAAAGAAAAUUGUUCACGUUAUUCGAGUUAAGGAUACAAAUAAUCAGAGUGAAUCUCACGAACAAGCAUCACGAUUAUUAAAAGAGGGAAAAUCGUCGCGCGAACGAGAAAAUGGCGAUGUGACAUUUCGAAAUUCAUUGAGGGAAAAUCAAGCAUUAAGAGAGGCACAAAUUCGUGAGGCACAUUUGAGGGAUAUACAAAUUCGCGAACAACAAGCACGUGAACAAAUUCUUCGUGAACAACGUGAACAACGUGAACAGGAAUUAAAGGAACAACAAGCAUUGAAAGAACAACAGGCGCGUGAAGCUCGCGAGGCAAAAAUACGUGAGACAAAAGUACGUGAGGCAAAAUUACGUGAAGCUCAACGUGAAGCACAACGUGAAGCCGAAAUUAAAGAAUUAAAGAAAAAACAAGCACAUUUAAAAGCACAACUUGCACGCGAAUUACUUGAGAGUGGAUCAACAACAAAUUUAGGUACUGAAAGUCCAGCUCAUCUUACAUCUGUUCUUGAUGAUAUUUUUAAACCAGGUAUACCAAAAGGAAAACCUGUAAAUGUUACUAGUAAUGUUGUUAUUGAACCACCACGUACAAAACCAAAUCGAAGUGAAGUUGUUACAAAACCACCGGGUAAAUAUCCAACACUUGGCACCAUGGAACGUACAUUAGACGAUAUAUUUAGCGCUGGUAUUGCAAAGGCAAAAGCCUCAUCGAAACCAAUUGCCGAACAAAGUUUAGAACUUCAACAAAUGUGGACGCGAAAAAAGCGGGAAAAUGUUGAUACAUUUAGAAAUUUAACCAAAGAAGAAUGGGAAGCAAAACAUGGACGUACAAUGAGUGAUACUUUAGAAAAAGAAUUCAAUGCUUUAAUGUUACGACGAGCUGACAAUGAAUUACAUUCAAAAGCAAAAGAAACACGAUCACUUGAGAUAAACGAACGAUCUCAAAAGAAAUCUUAUCAAUGGGACGAAACACCAGUUCCUGAGAGGAAUAACGAUGAAAGUGCCGAACGAUUACUUGCUCGUCAACAAAAAGAACAUCUUGAAGAUGGUGAAAUAACAGAAAGCGAUGGCGACAGUGAAAAUGAUAGUUCAUCGAGUUCAUCAACGUCAAGCGAUAGUACAAGCAGUGAAAAUAUUGCACCUGAUGUUACAAAAUUACUCAAAGUUAUUAAGGAACGUGAAAAAGUUGCAAAGAAAAAAUCUUUAAAUGAAGCAAUUCGCGAUGAAGUUGCCGCCGAUAUUGAAAAACGUAAACGUGAAAAAGAACGACAUAAAGAAAAAAAAUCGCGUAAACGAAAAAAGCGUGAGAAAAAAGGUAAAAAGAAAAAGAAAACACGUCGACAUAAGAAGAAAACUAAACGUAAUUCAAUAUCCGGUUCGGAGAAAGAAAUACCAAUGAAAUUAUUAACUGAAGAUGAGAUUAAAAAAGAAGUGAAAACUGAACCAAUAACACCUGAUGAAAAACGUAGUGAAAAAAAAUUGCCAAUUUCACAAAAUAAAGAUUCAUCAAUUCGAACAAUUGUUCAUUCACCAGUUAAGGUAAAUGUCGAUUAUGGACAGGUGAAAAUGCAAUCAAUGAAAACGAAAGCCCAAUUGAAACAAAUGCCAGAAACAACAGAAUCACCACCGCAAACUGAUGAUAAUAACGCGACACAAUUGUCUAAUUAUCGCACUAAUGCUGAAACACAGACAAUAACACAAGGUAAAAAUCAAGUUCAAAUUCCCGAGGUGAAUGAAACUAUUGUUUCGAGUGAUAAUUUGCCAAAGGAAGUGGAAAAAGAAAAAGAGACUGAAAAAGAAGAACAAGAAGAAGAACAAGAAAAAGAACAAGAACAAGUGAAAGAAAAGGAAAACGAAAUGGAAAAACAGAAAGUGGAGGAAAAAUUGGAGUCAUCUGAAAAUGAUGAAAAAAUUUCAAAUGUAAUUCAAGACACAGAAAUGAAUAAAGUUGAAAAAACAUCUGAGACAAAAAUCUCUUCUCCUGUUGAGGCGAAAAUCUCCGAGGAACCAUUAAAAACGUGUAAAAAGUCACAAAUUUCGUCGAAGAAUGUAACUAAAACAACAAAAACCAAGGGAAAAAAUCAAUUAAAAAGUGGCGAUGAUAAGAAGACAAAACGAAUUGACAUUCAAGCAUAUAAAGCACGAACACUCGAACGAAAGAAAAAGGAACAACAAAAGAUGAAGGAAAUUGUUCAAAAUCCAAUUUCAUUAACAACAAAUCUUCUAAAUAUUCCCAUAGCAAGUAAAUCACGUGUUAUUGAAACUUCUAACGAGGGUAAAAAGACAAAUGAAAAUAAUAAACAAAAUAAAAUUAUCGAAAGUAAUAAAAAAAUUGAGGAAAUGGAAAAUAAUCGAAUUAUAAAUCAAAAAUUAAAUAACGACGAAUCUAAAAUAAUUUCACGUGAUCCUCGUCUUGCCGCUAAAGCAGCACAAGAGAUAAUUACACCAACUAAACUUGAUCCAAAUAAAAAUAAUGUCAACGAUAAAGAAAUGGAAGACGAAUGUAAAUUUAAAUUCAUAAAAUCUGAAGGUGGAAAAGAAUUGAAAUUAAAAAAUAAACCAAAGAUUGUUAAGAAAAUAAAAAAUCAAUUAACACCACUUGUUGUUAUUGAGAAAAAAAUUGAAACACCAAUUAGACGAUCAUCAAUAUCAUCAGAGUCAGAUCAAUCAAGUUGUUCACAAACAAAAACAAUUGAAAUAAAAAGAAAACAAGAGAAAUGCGAAUUAAUUUUAAAGAAAAAUAAAAACGAUUUAAAAAUAUUGAAACACGAUAAUAAAAAAAUUGACAUUUCAUCUGAAAUUAAUACGGAGAAAAUAUCUAAAGAAAAAUUAUCUUCUGAUAAUAAAGUUAAUAGUAAAAAGAUUGAUAUUAAAGAAAAAACAAUUAAAACACACGUGAAAUUAUUAAAUAUUGAAAAUUCAAAAGAAACAACACAAGCUUAUAAACCAGUGAGAAAAUUAAAAGUUUAUGGUAAAAAUUCACAAACAACAAUAAAAAAGAAAAAAUUAAUAAGCGAUGCACUUCCAGAUACAGUACCAUCAGAAGAGAUAGCAAAAUAUUAUGCAAUGGAAAUUGAAAAUUAUCCUAAUAUUUUACAGGAUUUAAUUGAAGAUCCAAUUGAUGUUUGUCCAGCAAAAGAAGUAUUUUUUGGCAAUAUGUCAUUAAAGGAGGAUGAUAUUUCCGAUAUAAAAUCAACUUUUGAUAUUGAAGAUGAACAAAAAAGUAAACAAUUAAUUAUUGAGGAUAUAAAUCCAAUGGAAAAUAUUUUUGAUAAUGUUGUCCUUGAAGCUGAUUUACAAGAAACAAAUAUUGUUUAUUCAGAUAUAAAUUCAUGUGUAUUAUCACCAAAAACUGAUGAAAUAUUUGAUGAACAAAGUGUUGAAAAACCAGAACUUUUUCAUUUUGGUAUUGACGAUAGUGAUACAAAUUUAAGAUUAAAUGAUGAUUUACCACCAAUUUUAACUGAACGCGAAAUUGAUUUACCAUUAAGUGAAGUUGAAAAAUUAAAUAACAAAUCGCUUAUCGAACAAUUAGAUGAAAGUGUCAGUGAACAAUUUUUAAUUAAAGACAAUGUUAGAUUAGAAAUGCCAGACACGGUUUUCGAUAAAAAAGAAGAACCCGAAGAAAGUGUUAAACAACUAUUUGAUUCUGAAAUUGUAAAAAAUCCCAUCGAUAGUGUUUUUGAAAAUGUUUUUGAUAAUAAUGAAUUGAAAACUCCCGCGAUUGAAGUAACGCCAUCUAUAAUUUGUCACGUGACACAUAGUGAAUCGCGCGAAACCGGCGAUUUGAGUCAUUUGCUAAACGAAAGUUCGCACGUGGAUAUCGUUGAUACGAAAGAAAAAUCUCUAAGUGAAAUUGAAUUUAAUUCGAAUAUUAUUAAUCAAGAGGAAAAAAAGUGCGUGGAAUAUUUAGUAAGUGAUGAUAAAGAAAAAACAAUGCAAAUUGACGACAAUAAUAAAGACGAAUCACAAAUUAAUUCGAAAUCUCCUAUUACAAUUUCUAAUGAUAAUGAAAAUUCACAAUCCCCAUCUGAAUUUAUACUAAUUGAAAAUGAUUUACCUCUUUUAGCCAAAAAAUCCAAUGAUAGUGAUGAUAAAUUAGAAAUUGAUUCAAUAAACAAUUCAACAAUUGAGGUUAAGUCGAACAAUAAACCGAAAAAACUUUCCGAAAUUGUGCUUCAGUCAGGUGUUAUGAUUGUUAAAGAUAAUUACGAACAAAAAAUAGGUAAUGAAUUGUUAAACGAUAAUAAUAAAUGUUUAGUUAAAUCUGAUCUUCCAAGUCUUGUUUCAGAAAUAAUAUUGGAUGAAAAAGAGGCAAGUGUUGAGGAGAAUAUUGUAAAUCAGGAAAAAGUGGAAAAUUCAACAGAUUUUGAGGUUAGGUUGAAUCCAAGUGAAACGGAAACUGUACAUUCAAAAAUGGAAGAUAAAGAUGAAUUGAAAUCGGAGAAAUCUUUACAUAAAUUAAAACGUAGAAGAAGAAUGAAAAGAAAGAAAGAUAAGAAGAUCAAGGACGAGAUAAAAGAUGCUAUUAAACAAUCAGUGAAACCAGUCACAACACAAUCACUUGUUGCAAGAAUGAAAGAAAUUGACGAUGAAAUACAAAAAUUAAUGCUUGAAAAGCAAAAACUUUAUCAAAUGAUGGCCGAUGCAUCAACAAAGGAUAAUAAUGAGAUAAAUUCAUUGAAUUCAGAUAUUGAUAAAAGAUCGAAAAUUUCAAGUCCCGAGGAUGAUGAAAUUGCAUCAUUUGAAAAAGAAUUAUCAACACCAAUUAAAGAAAGUUCAAUAAUAAAAGAAAAAUCUUCGAAAAUAAAAAAAUUAUCAAUUAAUAGUGAUGAUGAGGAAAUUGGAAAAAUUUCCGAAAAGAAAACAAAAAAAUUAACAAAAACUGAACGUUCACAAUCAAAAUUACGAAAGACAACAUUAACUGAUUCAAGUUCUGAAGAUGAAGAAAUUAAAAGAAUCACCAAGGAGAAACAAAAGAAAUUAACAAAAGGUCGACACAAAAAACAUAUAAAUUCCGAUGAUGAUGAAGAACAAGAAAAUAUAUCACUCGAUAGAUUAAAAAAAUUAGCCGAAAGAUCACAAUCAAGAAUGAAAAAAAAUGUCACCAUCGAAGCAGAAAAUGAGGAAAUUGAUAAACGUGAGAAAAAAGAAGAAAUAAAAAUAUCGAAACGACCAAAAAGUGUUAUGAAAGUGACAAAAAAAUCAUCAAGUGAAGAUGAUAAUGAAAAGAAGAAUAAAAAAAUUCAAAGAAGACCAAAAAGUGCGAUGAAAUUAUUUUCAGAAAAAUUUAGCGACGAUGACGAUAAGAAAUUAAAGAAAAAAUUUGAUAUUACAAAACGACCAAAAAGUGCAAUGAAAAUAACAUCAAAAGUAACAGAAAGUUCCGAAGUAACAAGUGGCGAUGAAGAAGUUGCAAUGUUAAAUUUAAAUAAUAAAAAACCAUCAUUAAAAAAUACAAUAGACACACAACGAAUACGUCCAAAAAGUGCAAUGAAACCAACAAUAUCAAAAUUAAUUCCCAGCAGCGGUGAUGAUGAUGAUUUGAAAAAACGUGAAGAAAAAAUGAAAAUAACAAAAAAAAUUGAAAUUAGUCGCAAACGUCCCAAGAGUGUAAUGAUGAAAAGUUCAAAAAGUGAUAAUGAUGAUGAUGAUGAAGAACAAGAAAUUGCUGUGAAAAAAAAGAAAAUCAAAGAACUUCCAUCGCUUAAUACAUCAGAGAAAAUAUUCGUGAAAAUUAAGGGAAAACAUGAACGUGAUAAAUUCAAAAAGAAAGAUUCACCGGAGAAAAAAGUUCAAAUAGUGGAAAAUAAAAAUGAUGAGGAAAAAAUAAAUAAAAAAUUAAUAAAAGGCGCAUCGACAGCAGCAUUAAUAAAUCGUUUUGAGGCAGCGACAAAAAAGAAAUUUGAAACAAGUCCAAAAUCAGAGAAAUCAAAAAAAGUUCCAAGUCCAAGAAAAGAAAAAAAAGAUAAUGAAUUUUUAGAUAAAAAACACGUUAAAGUUAAAGCUAUUGACACAGCAUUAAUUUAUUCCGAUGAAAGUAUUCUCGAACCAUUAGAAUCGUCAAAGGAUAAAACAAAGAAAAAUAAUACUGCACUUGGUCUACUUGAACAAUCAUUUAAACGUGAAAUGGCCGAAGCAAAAAAAGCAAAAGCCGUUGAAAAGAAGAAAAAAAUGCAAGAAAAUGAAAUAAUUUCCAAAGAUGAAAAAGAAGAAUCAAAAGAAAAUGAAAAAAUUGACACAAAAUUAGAACCGCCAAGUUUGCCAAUAUCACAGGAAAAUGAAAUAUCGAAAAAUCUCUUAAUUAGCGAAAUUAAUGAAGAGGAAUGUCGUCUAAAUGAGGAAGUACAACGAAUUAAUUCCACAUUAGAUAAAUCUGUCAAUGAUACUCAAAAUAAUUUAAUUGAAAUAAAUCAGAAAGCUCAAGAAACAAUUAUAGAGGAAAAAAAUCAAUUAACAAGUCCAACUGAUUCGGAACAACAAAUAUUUUCACAUCCAAAUUUUAAAGAAUUCUCCGAUAAAGAUUCAACACGUUCAGCAUUGAUGUCACCAAUAUCUGAUGAUUCAUCAAUAUCAAUUGAUUCAACACGUAAACGUAAAAGACCAACAAGAAGUUUAUCACGUGCCGGAAGAUCAAGUCAACCAACACGACGAAGUUCACGUCAUUUGGAAAGUGAAGAUGAACGUUCACGAACAUGUGGUAAUUCAAUUGCAAAUACACCAGAACCACCGCAAAAAAAGAAGAAAGUCAAUGAAAAAAUACUUUAUUCAACGAUACGUGAUUUAAUAAAAUUGGAAUUACGUACAAAACGAAAAGAUCGAAAAAAACGUAAAUUAACACAAGAUGAAAUGGAAAAUUGUAAAGUAAAAUUAGUUGACAUUAAAUAUACCUAUAUGAAAGAUGAUUUACCAAAUGGUGUAUUAAAACGUCUUGGUUUAACGAAAAUUAAUGUUUUCAAUAAAAAUCCAUUGGAAAAUUCAAUUUUAUUACAUCAAGAAAUUAUGAAUAUGCAACAAGUUCGAAGAUUUUCAAUAGAUGAAAAUUUUAUCACUGAUUCAGGUAGUAAAAAUUCCGAGACAACAAUGUAUAUAUUAAAACCAUAUUCGGGGAAAAAACUUGAAAUUGUGAAAAUUAAUUCAGAAAAUGAUUUAACGAAUCAAGAAGUGCCAAUUGAAGAAAUGAAAUCGAAAAUAGCGGAAAUUGAAAAAGAAGCAAAGGCCAAAAAAGAGAAUGAAAAGGAAAAAGAACAAGAGGAGAAAAAUAAUAUCAAUUUAAAGAAGAACGAAGAGAAAGAAAAGAAUGAAGAAACAAAAGAAGUGGAGAAAAAUGAUUUGCCCAAAGGAAAACAGGAAGAAACCGAGAAAGAGAUUAAUAAAGAAACAGGUGAAAAAGAAAUUAUUGAACCAGUGAAAGAAAUCAAUGAACCAACAAAAGAAAUCGAGGAAUCAGCAAAAGGAAUUAUAAACAUAAAAGAAUUAUCGAAAGAAACAAAUGAAUUGGAAAAAGAAGAAAAAACUAUUUCAAUAAUAAAGAAAAAUAAUAAAUCAGAGAAAGAAAAAGACAGUGAUAAUUUAAAUACUCAACAAAAUUUUGAUAACAAUGAAUUAACAUUAACAAAUGGACCUAAUGUAACGGAGGAAAAUAAAAUUCAAUCCCAACAGAAUAUGGAAGUGGACAAUACGGAUGUUGGCGAGAUUUCAAAAAUUCAAUACACUGUUCAUAAGGGACCGAUUUUAGAUAUCAAGAUCAUUGGCGAUUCAUUCUUGGCUGCAAGUGAGGAUGGAGCAAUUUAUCGAUACAGUUUGACCUCGAAUGGAAUUUUAAAUAUUUACAAAGGUCAUACACAUGCAGUUACGUGCCUUUAUGUUUUAAAUCCUGAUACGGCAAAUUUAAAUCGACAAUGGAUGUACUCUGGCUCUUUGGAUGGACAUAUGCGCUGUUAUGACAUUUCGACUGGAGAACAAAUGCAAAGUCCAAUUAUUAUGGGAAGUGCUGUACAGUGUAUGGAUCAAGCAUGGGGAGCUAUUUUCAUUGGCACCACUUCAGGUCACGUUGCCCGUUAUCACAUAAAGGCAUCAUCCCUAAAAGGAGAUAGAAUUCAAUUUUCGAAUAAAUCAGUUUUGGCAUUAAAAGCGACAAAUGAAGGACCAAGAAAAGUUCUUAUUGUCGCAUCACGAAAUCAACCGAUAACAAUACGCGACGCUUUUACUGGAUUAUUUCUACGACAAAUAAGUGGUCAAAGAAAUUACACGGUUUAUAGUUUGCUGAGGCACAAUAGUUUGAUUUAUUUUGGCACCAGUAGCACGUCCAUUCCCGUUUAUGACUUCGUUACCGGUGAACAGAAAGUACAAUACAAUGCCGGUGUUGGUAUUGUGUGUAUGUAUUUGUAUGAAAGACUUUUAUUUGCUGGUUGUUAUGACGGAAAUAUUUAUAUUUUCGAUGUUAAGGAGAAGAAAUUAGUGUGCAGUAUUCCUGGCCCGGGAAAAAUGCUCUUGAGUAUGGCCAUUGUAAAUAAGAGGAUAAUUGCUGGCAGUAAAGAUAGAAGUCUUCAUUGCUGGCAAAUGCCAAAGCAGGCCCAGGAAUUGCUAGAUGAAAAUACAUAGCAGCGAGGGAGGUGCACCAAUGACGAAUCUAGUCAAGUGUGAGCUCAAUCGUCAGAAAAAGAAAAGAAAACAAAUUUUUGAUGUUCACCAUGAAAAACAACUAGAAAUACUAAAAAAAAAAACAUUUUUUGAAAAAACAAAUGUGUUUUUGGGUCUAACGCAAAGAUGGAUCGCAUUGUACAAAAUCCAUAAAUCUCGACUCAUCCGAAUUCUAAUUCUAAAUACGUAAAAAAAGUUCAUUAAUCUAGUAACUGUCCCCCCCUUCUUUCUCUCUCUAAUUCUUUAAAAAGAAAAAGCAGUGCUGAUUUUAAUAGUAGAGAUAAUUCAGCUUUUUUUCCUGAUUUCAUUUGACAUGAAAAAAAAAAAAAAAAUGUUAUCAAGAUUUACAUUAUAAGACAGUUGCCAGAUUUACGACUGAUAAAUACUUGUACAGAUAAACGAUGUAUAGACGAUUAUUAUAUUAUAUUAUUAUUGAUAAUAUUAUAUUAUAUUAUAUUAUAUAGCUGUAAUGUAAUUAGAUAGAAAGAAAGCACCUACUAAAAAAAAAAAAGGCGUUUAAAAGUGCGUUAUCAAAUAAGUCUACUGUAGAUUGUUUAUCUUGUAUAGUUUCCUACGGAUCGAUGAUAUUUUUGCUUUAAAAAAAAAAAAUUAUAAACCGUGCAUCAUCGAGUCCGUUGGGUAAAAUAUUUUAUUUUAUUUUUUUUUUUUUAAUUUUUUUUUUUUUUAGGACUGUGCGAAUGCCUUUCUUUGAGAACCUUUAUAUUAGUAAAUUCGGUUUGUACAGACGAAAUUCAAAAUGUGAAACUCCGUUUGCUUGACUCAAUGUUUCUUGCGCUUUAUAAAUUCAAAUAAUAAAUUUUUAUUCGCGCAGCUCUAUAUUUUUGUUAGAAUCUUUUAUUUGUGAUGAAAUUGAUUUUUUAAUAUCGAUUUAAAAAAAUUAAAAAUUAAAAAAAAAACAGAUCUUUAUCGAUUGUUAGAGAUUUUUCACUCUUAUUUUUUAAUGAAAUGCGAAACACAAUUGUCGAUAUAUUGUAGAUUUACAAAAAAAAAAAAAAAAAAAAAAAAAGAAAAAAAAAAGAAAAUGUAAUAAAUAAAUGCACAGUCGUUGGUGCACUUUUGUCAUAUCUUAACAGGAAAAAAGAAAAAAAAAGGAAAAAAAAAAAAAGUUAAAUUUUAUUAUUAAGAAUAUUUUUUAAAUGUUUUCUUUAUUAUCAUCAUCAUUAUCAUCAUUGUUUUACACGCGCGCAAAUAUUCGUGUAAACUAAAAUAAAUUUAGUUGAGCGAAUUAAUUUUUUCAAUUUUCUCUUACAAUAAAAAACAAAAAAGUGUUUUUAAAACACUGAGUCAGUGGACGAUGUCCAAAAAAUAAAAAUCAUUCGCCAAUUGUUUUGUCGCGAAUAUUUGAAAAUCUUGUAUCUUUAAAAAAAAAAGAAAAUAAUAAUGAGCAAAAGAAAAUGAAAAAAAAGUAUAUAUAAAUAAUAAAAGAAAAAAAAGUUAUUUGAUAUAAAUUUAAGUGAGAAUGAUCAAGGCUAUGAGGCGUUUCACAUUGUCAGUUUGCUGAAAGUUUAUACUAAUUCUUCAAUGCCGAAAAAAUAUAAACGACUUAAUGUA